Cyprinodon tularosa is the source of this 1706-nucleotide messenger RNA. RefSeq names its product myeloid-associated differentiation marker-like protein 2. Gene Ontology annotation, cellular component: membrane. Lineage: Eukaryota; Metazoa; Chordata; Actinopteri; Cyprinodontiformes; Cyprinodontidae. The transcript has a single exon. Bases 760 to 1671 code for a protein of 303 amino acids. The record is from RefSeq and is a predicted model, not a curated record.
GCCUGGUUGAGCCUGCGCUCUUCACAAACCUUUCAUUUAAACAGUCACCCAUAGCAGCCCACCAAAUGCACAGUGACACACAGACAGAAGGAACAGGAUGUGCCUGCGCAGGUAGAGAGAAGUGAAAAGUAUAAACUAGGAGAAGCUAAAAGGGGACUGGAUGAACAAGCCAAAGAGCAAGGAAAAAUCUGAUGGGCAACUGAAGGCCUACUGGACUUGAUUGGCACAACGAUAAACUUUUCCACCUGUUAUUAUGGAGACCUAUUGUGGAAGACCGAUGUCUGGAUAAAACUCUUAAAGGAGUCAAACUGGAAAGGAAACUUUUUUUUUUAAAUGGACAACACCAAGACAAGACAGUAAGCAGGACUAAAUUGAAACUUUAGUGGACAUCUGCUGUAUUAUGUAAGACACAGAAAAAUAUGGUUUAUUGAGGGCUUUUUUAAAUGACUUUUCAGCACUCGAUAUAAAUAUCAUUUAAGGAUUUGUGUGUCAGUAAAAAAGCACAUUUUAACUUUUUUGCUCUUUGAAAACUGACUGAGAAACAUCAACACAUCUGUCUGUAAAUGUAACCUGAUUUAAAGCAUGCUGCUUUAAUUACAAGGCAAGUUCAGACAUUUGUAAUUAGUGGUCAUCUUUAAGAGCAAACCAAGAAAAGGGUGAGGUCCAUGUGAGAAAGGAGAGUAGGCCGUAAGAACACCAACACUAAGUCAAAGAAUAUUCCAGAGGAAGACAUCAAGGUCUCAAAGACUCAUCAACAUUAUGGAUCCUCAUGGGGGACAUUACCUCAACAAGGACGCUGUGCUGUCACCUUUAGGUGCAGCCCGAAUAUGCCAGCUGGUACUUGGCUGCACCAUAAUCGCCCUGGUGUCCCACAGCGCAGGUUACAGUGCAAAUUAUGGGACUUUCUGCAUGUUUGUUUGGUGCUUCUGCUUCACCAUCACACUGGUCGUGUUCACCUUGGACAUCACACGGCUCCACAGCUGCAUGCCAAUAUCCUGGGAUAACUUCACUGUGGCCUUCGCCAUGUUAGCAACACUCAUGUACAUCACUGCUUCUGUGGUUUACCCGGUUUACUUUCUGCAAACAGAUUACGCUGAGGAGGACUACGAAGUUCAAAUCUACCGCAUUUCUGUCACGGUCUGUUCCAGUGUUUGCUGCUUCCCGUAUGGAGCCGAGGUAAUUCUGACCAGAGCAAAACCAGGAGCUGUGGUGGGCUACAUGGCCACAGUGUCUGGUCUACUCAAGGUGGUCCAGGGUUUUGUGGCCUGCAUUAUUUUUGGGGCUCUUGCUAAUGACAGUGAGUACAACCAGUACAUUGCCACCCAAUAUUGUGUGGUGGUGUACAGCCUUUGUUUUUCUCUGACCGUGAUCGUCAUCAUAUUGACUGUGUCUGGAAGAACGUCAGCCCUGAGGUUCCCCUUUGAUCGUUUUGUGGUCGUCUACACGUUCUUUGCUGUGAUCCUGUACCUCAGUACUGCACUGAUCUGGCCCAUCUUCAGCUUUGAUAAAAAGUACGGCAGCACUGCUCGUCCUGAGGACUGUCCACGUGGUGAAUGUCCCUGGGAUAGUAAGCUGGUUGUGGCAGUCUUUACAUGUGCCAACCUAGUGUUAUAUUUUACUGAUCUUGUUUACUCCCAGAGGAUUCGCUUUGUCUCAAGCUCUGCUGUCUAAAAUAUAAAAAAAAAAAUUUUUCCGGAUUUUGUGAA